This is a messenger RNA of Puccinia triticina, 1467 nucleotides long. RefSeq lists its product as uncharacterized. Gene Ontology annotation, biological process: substituted mannan metabolic process. NCBI's taxonomy places the organism in Eukaryota, Fungi, Basidiomycota, Pucciniomycetes, Pucciniales, Pucciniaceae. The transcript is spliced from 6 exons. Gene Ontology annotation, molecular function: mannan endo-1,4-beta-mannosidase activity. Bases 1 to 1467 code for a protein of 488 amino acids. The record is from RefSeq and is a predicted model, not a curated record.
AUGGACCCAGCACGAGCACGGCCGAGGGGGUGGCGGACGAGGGCGACAAGGAUGGUGCUCGGGCUGAUGGUCCUGACCACCGGCCUGGCAGACGCACAAGACCCACCCGCACCCGCCCCGCCGGCACCCGGCCCGAUUCCCAGGGCGCUCAACGAGCACGACGGCGUCUACUUCGGCGUCUGGCCCGACACCGCCCACGGCUUCUCCGACACCCCCGCCAUGAUCAACCAGCGGCUCGGCUUCAACACCUCCGUCUUCCAGAUCGCCCAGCUCAUCCCGCUGCCUCCAUACAACUACACCACGGGCGCGGGGGGCCCGGCGCCGGAGUACCUGAUUGAGCAGACGCAGACGGACGCGGCGGUGUUUCUGACGGUGUAUCCGACCGGCCUGGACACGGUGACGGACGACGACCUGAAGCUUUUGGGGACCCAGUUACAGGGGUACACGCAGGUGAUGAACCGGACGGUGUUCCUGCGGUUUGCGCCGGAGAUGCAGGGCACCUGGAACCCGUACGGCUUCCAGCCGACCAAGUUCCUGGCCCUCUGGCGCCGCAUGUGGCUCGCCGUCAAGACCGCCGCCCCCGCCACCGCCGUCGUCUGGGCCCCUAACACCCCUCAGUCGUACCCCUACGGCCAGUCCUCCGCCGCACUCUCCCCCGAAGACCUCGCCCUCCUCGACACCGAUCAUGACGGCAAAGUCGGGCCCACCGACGACCCUUUCACGCCCUACUAUCCCGGCGACGACCAGGUCGACUGGAUCGGCUUGUCCACCUACUACAAGGGCCCCAACUUCCAGAACGUCAACGUGCCCCAACCGAGCGGAUACUGCGGCUCGGUGAUGAACGGGACGUCGCCGACGUCGACGUUUAACUGGUACGACAUGUACUGCAACAGGCCGGGCAAAGCCUGCAUGAUUGCAGAGUCGGGCGCCGCGUUCCAUGUGGACGCCGUCAACGCCCAGGCGUCGACGGCCAAGUCGAUCGUCGACCUCCAGCGCGCCUGGUGGCAGGACUGCAUCACGUCCCCGGCGAUCGUGCAGAGCUUCCCGCGGCUGAAGCUGCACAUGCAUUUCGAGCAUGUGAAGCUGGAGAUGGACGGGGGGAAGCCGGACCUGCGCGACUACCGGUUGUCGAACGACACCGACACCCUGGCCGCCUUCAAGCAGGACUUCUCCGCCGUCUCCGCCAACUUCAUCGUCCCCGCCUUCCGCCCCUUGCCGCCCGGCGUCCCGGCCCUCGGCCGCCCUCUGGGCAGCCCCAACAGCCCCGUGCCCAGCGUCCCCGGCCAGCCCGGCGCGCCCGGCCAGCCCCAGGGCAUCGUCUUCCAGACCCAACGCAACCCCGUCGUCACCGGCCCCCCCACCCUCUUCGGACACCCCCGAAGCCCCGCCAACCGCGUGCUCGUCCAGCCCCGCUCGCUGCUCGCCUCCUCCGCCCUCGUCCUUGCCCUCGUCUCGUCCCUCUUCUAG